GAUUGUUUUCAUAUUUUUCUUUUCAUUCGGUGUCCCAUCUGUCCUCUUGUUGUUGUUUCGUUUUCGCUUGUGACUUUGGGCUGUGCGGCAAUGUAGCGAUUUUUUUCAGGCUAGGUAUCUAGCUACUGCGUGCGCGGACACCUUUCUCAUAUGACGGUUAUUUUGGCUAAUUUUUUGAAAUGGUAUAAAAGCUCGGCGCUGCCAGUUAGCCAGCAUCAGUCAGUUGACUCUUGUGAGCUGUUCGACAUCAACAUGAAGGUAUUUGUCUGUGUCCUUGUUUGUGCUGCCUAUGCAUCGGCCGGUUUUUUGAGCGGCGGCGGUGGUGGUGACAGCGGUGGAUGGCAAUCAGGUGGUGGUGGUGGCGGCUGGCAAAGUGGCGGUGGUGGUGGCGGCGGCUGGCAAAGUGGCGGUAGCCUCGCUCCAACCAAGAUCAUCAAAGUGAUUGAGGACCAAGGACAUGGAGGUGGACAUGGUGGAUACUCUGGCGGACAUGGAGGUGGACAUGGUGGUGGACAUGAUGAGCAAGUCAUCAAGAUUGUUCGCGUUCAAGGAGGACAUGGCGGCGGCGGCGGCGGCGGCCAUGGUGGAUACUCAGGCGGUGGUCAUGGAGGUGGACACGCUGCUCCCGUUAAAGUUAUCAAGUUGAUCGAUGGUGGAUUCGCUGGCGGUCAUUCAGGAGGACAUGGCGGCGGCGGUCAUGGUGGAUACUCAUCAGGACCAGCUCCACAAGUCAUUAAAGUCAUCAAAAUCCAAGGUGGACCACCAAGCGGUGGCCAAGGAUGGCCAUCUGGUGGUAUCUGGCCAUCAAACGAUCACCAAGGCUGGACUGCCGGUGCCGGUGGCUGGGAUUAAGCCCAAUAUAUACAUCAAUUUUGAUGAGAAUUUUGUACAAAAAUAAAUCAAUUGUUGAAUCGUAACACAUUAGAGAACAAAAAUUAUAAUCACAACCGGAAGUUACCAAUCGCUCUAAAAAGAGAAACCCGAGGAGUCCUCUCUAUUCGAAAAUUCCAAACGAAAAAAAAAAUUGUUUUCAUUGUCUUUUUUUUAUACGACGAAUAAAUAUGUAUUUAUUAAAAAUUU
Molecule: messenger RNA, 1080 nt
Organism: Sitodiplosis mosellana (orange wheat blossom midge)
Lineage: Eukaryota; Metazoa; Arthropoda; Insecta; Diptera; Cecidomyiidae
Product: ctenidin-3-like
Exons: 6
Coding region: 151-852 (233 amino acids)
Source: RefSeq, a predicted model, not a curated record